GAGUAGUCCAUUCCUACCCUUGGCAUCCAGCACGUGGACAGAGAAGGUUGUGCAGCACGUCCACAACCGGUUGUGGAAGCUUGAUACCUUCAACUACACGGCACCUAUCAGUGUUGAAGCAUACAUGGCGCUUGCCGGCCUCUCUGACGCGGACAUUGACAACUGUCGAACUGCCGCUAGGAACGACACGAUCUACUUCCCAGCUACGAGAGGUGGAUUGGAUGCAAACUUCUUGCAGAUCGCCAAUCUUGAGAAGGGAAAGUGCCCCAAACGACUGUUGCUGCAUCAGAAAGGCAUCCCAAAGUUCCCUGCAUACCUAUCUGAACUCAAGAAGCUCUGGAAUGCCGGAAGACCCUACCUGAAGUGCGCGUGUCUCGGUUGCGAGAAGAACUUCACAUGGUUCGACCACAUGUUAUGGUACGUCAUUGGCAACUUAGACAAGAUCGACCCACGAGCGCCGUCGGACAAGAUCAGGAUGUUGGAAUUCCAAGCGCUCCUUCGUACUACCUUGAGGAAACCAGUUCUGGCACAGAUCACCUUCAUCUUCAUGAGAGAAUACAUGAUCAAGAUUGUCCACCUCCUCACACAAAACAGAAGCAUCUCAGCAGAGGAGAUCAUGAACUUCGAAGACUUCAAGAACGUCCCAUUUGGGUUCUUCCCAGGAGGAUGGUGGGACGAACUCACUUCCAAGUACGACUGGCUAAAGGAACAGCCAUGGCCCAGCAAACCGGCGCAAGCACUCAUCGCCACGUUGAAGCCUGAGAUCCUGGAUGCGAUGAAGAGACUGGUGGGAACAAGGGACUUCCCGAAUUUCUUUUGCAUGAUCGGGUUUAGUGACAUAGCCAAUCUUAUACGGGUAUGGGAUCAGGGGAAGGAUGCUUUUGUUGCAGUACUCCUGGACAUUGCUACUGGGUUAGAAAGGAAGAAGAUAGAUUACGAGAAGGAGUGCGUGGAGCUACCUGCUAGAACCGCGAGGGUGGAGCAAACGUUCCUCAGAAUCUGGGGGCUGGACCAUUCGCACCUACAGGGGCAGGCUGCCGAAACCCCAACGGUCAGUUGCACCAUCACAGGUGCCCUGGACGACGAGGAGAUGGCAGAAAUGAACGCUGCCAUCGCCGCGGUGAAGGGAGAUAGAUCGGCAGACUGGCAGGAAGACGUAAUCAUCGGGUGGCGGUACGAUGAACCCCUGGGGGCCAAGAUCUGCAAGUCGGCGAAGGUAUUCAGGAAAUUUAAGUUGAAUGAGUGGGAGGCGGAGUAUAUUUCGGAGUAUUGCCAAUGCGGGGCGGGCAGGCAUGCGGAGUUCCUCAGCGCUGCUUCCAUCAGGUUGCUCCCCGAGGAACGCACCAUGCACGUCAUCACCAACGAUACGGGGGUAACAAACAAUGGGCAGCUGCAACUUAUGCUCAAUGCGGGUCUCAAUCAUAUCCCGCUAAGAGCACUUGAUGAGGAGUUCACGAUCGACGAGGUCGAGCUGACACUCGAGAAGAUACUCACCACGCGCAGGUGCGACGAGGAGCUAUCCAUGGAGGAGGGAAGGCGCGUGAAGGGUAUUGUCCUGAAGAACGCGAGACGAUGCAUCAAGAACUAUCGCACAAAGAACAUGCACAUCACGGGUGAACCUAUUAACAGCAUGGCAGUGAGAAGCGAACUCAGAUGGCUGACCAGCAGAUAUCUUAUCUGCCCAACGGACAAGGCGGCGCACACCCCCACGUUCGUCUGCAUUAACUUCAUCAGGAAGCUGGCGUUGCAUCGACUCUCCGAGCCUGAUUUCACACUACUUCCAGAAGAGCCAACGCAAGUAGCGACGAGAUUGCUGCAAGAGGCCGCAGCCAUCACUCAUGUCGGACACGAGUUAUUACCGCUCCCGCACCUCAUGACGGUUUACAAAGCACACAAGCAGACGUUCAGGUGGAUCACAAACACUGCGGGAUUGGUACUCCCCCCUGUCGCAGGCGUAUGCGAUAGCAUGUUGAAGCUCGUCACGGUGGAUGUGCAAGCCCUCUGCGCGAGCAAGAGCGAGGAGAUUUGUAUGACACACGGAAUCAGACCCAACUUCUGGUGGCCGAUCUCCUCGAUAGGGGAAUUCGUGGCCAACAUCCUGCGGUACGUGUACUCUGUCUUCACGGGGGAUAUCACCAGAUGUUUCGAGACGAUACCGACGAACGGUUCGAGCGACGGAUUGUUGGAGGCGAUCAAGUUCUUCGUCAAGUGUGCCAUGGAAUGGAGGAGGGCCAGAACGACCAGGGACGUGAUCGCGAUCAGGAUUGCGGCCAAUGACACACCUCACCCUUAUUGGGUGGAUGGCGAUCAGGACAGGGACAGGGACAGGCUGUACUUUGACAAGCAAGGGAUCAUCGACACCUGUGAUUGGCUCAUCUCCAACAGUAUUGUGCAGAUGGGAGACAAAGUCUGGAGGCAGAUCCUCGGGAUUCCGAUGGGUUUGCCAUGUUCCCCUAUCUUUUGUGAUGUGUAUUUGUUUAAAUACAAAUAUGAACUAAUCUCUUACCUAGUCGAGAUGAAGGAUUGGGUGACGGUUAAAUGUUUCGAAGAAACCUACAGGUACAUCGAUGAUCUGUGUUCGUUAAACAACACGAUCAUUGCCGGGAUUUUCGAAAACCGAAUCCACGGUCAGAACCCGAAUCGACGAAUCUACCCCUAUGAGUUCAUCGAGGUCAAGGAAACGACCGAGGUCAUAAUCAAUGGGCAUGGGAGGGCAGCCAAUUUCCUCAACCUCUCACUAACAAUCACCUCCACACAGAACGACACGUACUCUACAUCAAAACAUGACAAGAAGAGGGGUCUCUCAUUCUCCCCAGUGAGAUUCAUGAGGUUCAAAUCCAAUCGUUUUAUCGCACAGUCUUUGCAGAUCCCGGCCACGCAAACCGUCAUGAUUCUCAUCAUCUGCUCAAACGAGCAGGAAGCCGCCCUUGAGAUCCAUGACCUUAUCCAAACCAUGGUCUCCAAUGGAUUUAGUAGGAGGGAGUGUUGGAAGGUCGUUGAUAGAGUGUUUCACAAUAGGCAGAGAUACCAGCCCGGGCGAAUGAUUGUUGAUAUGAUGAAAGCCCAUCUGAUUACCAGAUUUGGCAUGUACUGAUCUGUGUUCUGUGGUGUCUGCGAGUGUGUGUGAGGGACCGGGGGGCUGAGGGCCGGAAGGCCCGAUGCCUCCUAGCAUCCGGCCUUCUGGCCCGAAGCCCACUUACCGGUGGGACAGGGGCGGGGCACACACACACGCACACACACACACACACACACACACAUACAUGCAUGAAUAACAGAGCGGCAAGACACGAAGCGACUGAGAAGAAAAGGGCAGGAGUCGCCAGGAGAGGAAGGGAGAAAGCCUGGCAUAAGAGAAG
Molecule: messenger RNA, 3356 nt
Organism: Chara braunii
Lineage: Eukaryota; Viridiplantae; Streptophyta; Charophyceae; Charales; Characeae
Source: the annotation of a GenBank genome assembly